Molecule: messenger RNA, 5021 nt
Organism: Chiloscyllium plagiosum (whitespotted bambooshark)
Lineage: Eukaryota; Metazoa; Chordata; Chondrichthyes; Orectolobiformes; Hemiscylliidae
Gene: frrs1b
Product: ferric-chelate reductase 1b
Cellular component (GO): membrane
Source: RefSeq, a predicted model, not a curated record
CAAACUCUUUAUGUUUUAAGCAGCAAUAUGUACACACAUUACAGUUAACAAGUCUGAUCGACUCCUCUGUGUGAUCCUUGAUCCAUUCGGUUGUGAAGUGGGUGAAAAUAGACCACGUCGGCAGAGCUAAUGGAGAUAAUUUUGAGUAGAAUGGGACUGUGUAUUCCUGGUAUCCUCACUGUACUUAGCAUCAUUUUGGAACCCCUGGUAGCCUAUGGAAAUGGUCAGGUGACUGUUGCUUGUGACACGAUGACUCCAAAACAUGGAAGCUUUCCUCAGAAAUCAGCGAGCCCUGCUGUUAUUACUGUGGACAAAGAUGUGUUCAGCUCAAAGGAUCAAGUAAAAGUUACACUCACUGUGAGACAGUCUGGAACUUCAUUCCAAGGAUUUUUCAUACAAGCAAGAGAUGCUGCUGAUCUGAAUGGCGGUCCUGUUGGAACCUUUACUCUUAUUGACAAAAACUCGCAGCUCCUGACGUGUGGAGGUGUAAAGGACUCUGCGGUCAGCCACACCAGCUCAUCAGGAAAACACACAAUUGUGGUGCUGUGGAACCCACCUGCAACAAAACCAGAUCAUAUCCAGUUCCUGGUGACGGUGGUUCAGAAAUUCAACAUUUACUGGGUGAAAUUACGUGGUCCAGUGAUUUCUCAACUAAAUGCCCCCCCUUUCUCAGUACAGGCCACAACAGAGGCUCAUCCAGAUCUACCAGUUACCUCCAAAUUGACUAAAUCAUUCAACGUGACAGAAUGUGGCAGUAAAAAAUUCUGUUUGCGGAAUCCCCCUGGAUGUGACCCUGAGAUGGAUCGAUUGUGCUUUUUCCUCUCAUUUGCAAUGCAAAACACUUCAGUGCUGUUUGAGUUGAGUGGACCUUCAAAUGGAUACAUUUCUUUUGCUCUGUCAGAUGACAACUGGAUGGGUAAUGAUGACAUGUAUUUGUGUAUUAUAAAUGAUCAAAGCAUACAGAUAAAUCCAGCUCAUUCCACUGGCCGUUCACAUCCAAUAUUGAACACACAGGUUCCCAUUCAUGAUAUGUCCUGGAGUUUAGAAGAUGGGGUGACACAGUGUUCAUUCAGAAGAAACAUUCGGCUCCCUGAAUACAGUGAACGCUUUGACCUGGACAGAAAAUAUUAUGUUUUCCUAGCAGAAGGGAGAGCUGACAAUGGAAGAAUUCAUAAACAUCACCAACACCCACUGAUCACACAUGGGAAGGUUGACUUUGAUGGAUCACCUCGUGAACUUACAGGCUCUAGGUCUCCCUUGUACAUUAAAGUUCAUGGAGCAUUAAUGUUUAUUGCUUGGGUGACUACAGCCAACAUUGGUGUCAUUAUAGCUCGCUUCUUUAAACCUGUAUGGCCAUUCAGCACACUGCUGGGCAAAAAGGUUUGGUUUCAGGUACAUUGGAUGCUCAUGGCAACCACGGUGUUGCUAACAUGUCUUGCCUUUAUUCUUCCUUUUCUGUACAGGGGAGCCUGGAGCUAUUGUGCAGGUGCCCAUCCAUACUUUGGCUGUAUGAUUCUUAUAUUGGUAAUUCUUCAACUGAUUAUGGCUUUCUUCAGACCAAAUCCACAAGCACCAAGACGGUAUAUUUUCAAUUGGGUACAUUGGGCAACAGGCACCUUUGCCAGAACAAUAGCAGUUGCAUCAAUCUUUCUUGGAAUGGAUUUGCCAGCCUUGGACCUCUAUAACCCCUGGGAUACAUUAGUCAUGGUUGGAUUCAUAGUUUGGCACGUUGUAACUGAACUGAUUUUAGAGGCACAUAAUUACAUAAUUGCUUGUAAAGCGCAGAAAAGGAAAGAGGAUAAAAUGCAAAUUAUGGAUUCAAGUGAAUUGAUUGACCCACAGGGUCACAGAUUUAAAAUUAUGGUAUUAACACUCUACAUCUGUGGAAACCUGACCUUUCUGACAAUAUUGCUGGUUGCAAUUAGUUUCGUCUGAUGGUGACAUUGAUGCUAUCUCUAUCAAUCAUGACUUUGAAGCUAUAUAUAUCUGCUCUUGACUGAACAUCUUGUUGUGCAUUGAAUUAAAGAUUCCUCAGAAAAUUCAAAUGCUUCAUAAUCCGCAACAGAAUGCAAAAUCCUUAUUGUUCUCAUUUACUGUCACUCUACAAUAGCACAAAAGUAAAUUGCAUUGAGACUAACAGUUCAACAAGUCAAUGGACUAGAAAGGCAAUCAUCUUGCGAAAAUAGCAAGCAGCACUCAUCUGCUUUUAAAUAGUAGUUUUAGUGUUUUAAAAGAUGGAUUACCUUUGUGGUUAGAUUAUUUUAUCUACUUUUAAUAAAACAGAUUUUGUUAUAAUGUAGUCUAUAAACAUAUUUCUGAGUGAAUGUAUAAAUGGAAAGUGGUGUUAAUAAAAUGAAAACUAUUAAAUUACCUCAAUAAACUAUGUUCUUAAAUUAACAAAUGUCCCAUUUUCAUGCAUUUUCAUACAUUUUCAUAAAAUGUGUCAGCACAGGCUUGGUGGGCUAAAGGGCCUGUUCCUAUGUUGUAUUUUUCUGUGAACCUUUCUCCAUUAAAUUGCAGAUUUAAUACUCUAAUUGAGUUAUCUUAUUAUUUGAUCAGAUAAAUUAAUGGCUAGCUUCAGUGAAUAUUAAUGUGCAAAUAAUAAUUAAUUACAUUCAUACUGUGAUAAAUUUCUAAACAAAGUGGUUUACUGCUAUUUGCUCAUGAGUUAUAGCAAUUCUGUUGUGCGUUUUAUUUUGAUUCAAAAAUAUUGCAUUUCAAGGAAAUGCUAUUGGUUGGAACUGUAAAUAAUUUCAGAAGUAAAAGCUAAUUAAAGUUGAAAUUUGUGUGCUUUAACUCAAAUUCUGAGAGUACUGACUCUGUCAAGAAAGAGAGUUCAUAUUUCUGGUUGAGACGACUUGAUUCCACUGGUGCUGACUCACAUUGAGUAUUUUCUGGUUGUUUUGUUUUUAUUUCAGAUUUCGAGCAAUAUUUUGCUUUAGUUCAAGAGUAAUAUUUUGCUGUGCAAGUCCAUAAAGUAUAAUGGCCAGUGCUUCUGUGGGUCCAAUAUGGCAAUAGUGCUAUGCUUGAUCUAAUGAUUGCCCUUAUUAGUUGUUUUCAGUGGAAAUAAUUUUUAGUAUUUGUUCAGUUGUUUCUUACUCAUAUUGCUAUUUCAGUUUGUUGCCGAAAAUCAUUCAUUAAUUCUUAUGGGAAAUAAAUUCCUAUUUGUUGUUCUUCCACCAUCCAUUGGAUUUUCAUGAAACAUUUCGCCUGAAAAUGGUAAGGACUUUCUGUACAUCUCGAUCCACUGCUAUCAUGGACACUGGGAGCUUGUGCUGGAGGCAGUAGCCAGUAGUGCAGACUUCCAAUCUCAGCAUUCCAGAUAACACCAUCUCCUAAUCUCACCCAGUUGAACAUGGUCAACAGAUGAUAGAAUCCCUCACCAGUACUAUAUAUAGGGGUAAAAGCUACCAAUAGUUUUCUGGUAGUUUGUACUGUUAAUUACAAAUUGGGGAGUGAUGUGUCACAUAUUGAAGGUCCUUUAUUCUCAUUUCAAGAGUUUGACGCAGAUCGAUUUGACUCGUUUGCUCCCAGCUAUAGUCUCUGUAGUUUGUAACACCUUAGCUUAUCAGGGCGAAAGAACAGAGACUGCUCAAGGAGGGAGAGGGGCUCCCUGCAGGUCAUAUUACCCCAAGUUGUUCAAUCUGUGCCAAGUAGGGUGCGUGCAAUGUCUUCACUUCAAAACUGUUCACUGAACUCUGCCAGGCCUUAUAAGGACUGCAAACCCAGAGCGAGGCCAACAUUGUCAGUGGCUAUGAAAGUGACAGUGGUCUUUGCAUUGGUCUCCCAAACUAGAGCAGGGAACAUUUUCAGUAACUUACAGUUUGUCAUCUACUGUUGCACACCAGGGGUGACUUUCACAGUGGAUGUGAAGAGACUUGAGCAGGCAGAGCAUGCCUGUGGUUUUACCAAGAUGCUAGCAUCCCCUGUGGCACUCUUGAUUUCGCACUUGCUGAUUUGCAUGCAGUAUUGCACGCAGUGGCUACAGUAUAUUUAAAAGGUUGCUGACAUUCAGUGAAGAGGCUGCAAAUGGUAUUGCAGGACAUCCUCAGACCGCCUCUGAUCAUUGAAGGGCUACUUUGUCAAUGCAUGAUCUUUACAGGAGCAGCUGCAUACUGUGCUGAUUGAAAGGACAACCGCAAAGGCCCUGGAGAAGUGACUGUAAGGGGAGCAGAAACACAGUCUACCUGAGAAAGAGCAGGGCAGGUUGAUGGCCGACAAUGCCACUGCCACUCCUUCAGAGUGGGGUCUCCAACAUGCCUUUGAUCUGCCGGGGCACGGAUUCCUGGAUUGUGGAGAGAUUCUGCAAACCCCUUUUAAGUGUUAGUAUAUUCAGCCACGAUAGCAGCAUUCAGCUAUUCAUUGCUCAUGCUUAGUGACUUCCCAAGUGUAAAUUUCCUACAUACACCACUCUCUCAAGCACAAGUAGAGUUUUACAGAUUCCCGACAUAGGAUUUUCAGAUGGGGGCUGCAGAGAAGCUUGUUUGCCUUGUCUCAAUUCUGGCAAUUUGUUCGCUACUUGAUGGUAAUUUACCACCUAGCCUCAGUUUUGAAGAUAGCAUGAGUUCAGGGCCAGGGCAGGGAGAUGCCUGGCUGGACAGCCUGCUUGGACCUCUGGAGGGAAGGAGAGUGAAUGAUUCUUACAAGGUACUAGCCACUAAUACCUUGUAACUGGACAUAAGGGAUGAUACAGGUGCCCCCAUCCCCAUCAUCCUAUGGGCAGGGUAGAGUGUCUUUGUGUUAUCUGUAACUUUGUAACAAUGCCUCCAGUUCCUUCUUCCCAGAUUGUUAAUGUAUAACGAGAAUAGUUGUGGUCCUAAUACUGACCCCUGCGGAAUACCACCAGUUAGCAGCUCCACAAUCACAGUCUUACCAAUGACUGAGAUCAGCAUAACUGGCCUAUAGUUUCCAGUCUUUUGCCUUUCCCCACCCUGCUCUUAGCCAUUUGCCAGUCCUCUGGGACCUUCCCUGACUUCAGUGAUGCCUGAAAGAUCACCACCAAUGCCUCCACAAUCUCACCA